AUGGAUCAAGGACAGCAAGGAGAACUGAACUGGCGCCUCAGCGCCCACCCGAUCACGCUACUUGUCUUCUUGGGAAUCCGCAUCGGUGCUUUGAUGAUGUAUCUCUUUGGUGUCCUCUUCAUUGACAACUUCAUCCUUGUGUUCAUCCUGACCUUGCUUCUCCUUUCCGCCGACUUCUACUACCUCAAGAACAUUGCCGGACGCCGACUGGUUGGCCUAAGAUGGUGGAAUGAAGUCAACACUACCUCGGGCGACUCCCACUGGGUCUUCGAGUCUGCAGACCCCAACGUCCGUACGAUCAGCGCCACCGACAAACGGUUCUUCUGGCUAAGCAUGUAUCUUACACCGGCACUGUGGGUGGGACUGGCCGUACUGGCUAUUGUGAGACUGGUUGGUGUGAUUUGGCUGAGCUUGGUUGCUAUUGCCCUUAUCUUGACGAUUACCAACACUGUGGCUUUCUCCCGAUGCGACAAGUUCAGCCAAGCAUCGACAUUCGCAAACAGCGCGCUCGGUGGUGGAAUUGUGAACAACCUUGCUGGUGGCCUGCUGGGCAGGGUCUUCCGGUAA
This is a messenger RNA of Penicillium cinerascens, 567 nucleotides long. Its product is annotated as DUF846 domain-containing protein. The transcript has 4 exons. The record is from RefSeq and is a predicted model, not a curated record. Gene Ontology annotation, biological process: vesicle-mediated transport; protein secretion. Bases 1 to 567 code for a protein of 188 amino acids. Gene Ontology annotation, cellular component: Golgi membrane. Lineage: Eukaryota; Fungi; Ascomycota; Eurotiomycetes; Eurotiales; Aspergillaceae.